AUGGCUGUUAUGAUUGGUGAAAAUCCAAACAAGAAUAUAAAGAAUCGAUUGAGUAUUAACCAAGCUACCACUUGUUCACUUGAUGAAGGGUUCCAAAAUAAAUGUACAAUCAUUGCAAUUGAAAAUGUGCAUAGUGAGAGUACCAGUACGAAUGCACCCAUUACUUGUUUCAAAAACACUGAUUUAGUUGAAUCACGUAGACCACUUGACAAUUUCUUAUAUUGUCUCCAAUAA
This is a messenger RNA of Cavenderia fasciculata, 234 nucleotides long. RefSeq lists its product as uncharacterized. NCBI's taxonomy places the organism in Eukaryota, Evosea, Eumycetozoa, Acytosteliales, Cavenderiaceae. The record is from RefSeq and is a predicted model, not a curated record. The coding region runs from base 1 to 234 and encodes 77 amino acids. The transcript has a single exon.